This is a messenger RNA of Oikopleura dioica, 1791 nucleotides long. The record is from the annotation of a GenBank genome assembly. NCBI's taxonomy places the organism in Eukaryota, Metazoa, Chordata, Appendicularia, Copelata, Oikopleuridae.
AUGAAGUUGAUAGGAGCCCUUUUUGGGCUGGCGAGAGCGCUGACUGAUGAUGAGGUCGCUCAAUUUGUCUGUAGAGAUCAGGACUACUCCCAGUACAACAUGGUAGAUACAGCUGGUGGCGAUUACAUGACCACCACUGCUACCGCCGACAACGGCUGGAUCGGCUGCCAUCCGGACAUGAGCGAGUGCUACCGAACCCAGCUCGCAUGUUCCGUAAGCAUGACCUAUCUCUCCGGCCCGGACAAAUACCAGUUCGAUUCCAACGGCAUUCCCGAUCAUAAUGCCUGGGGAAUGGCGGGAAAUUCCGCAACAAUUGUCGAACAGAGCAAUAGUUUCCGAGUUCCACGAGUUCCUGUUCUUUUGGACAUUUCUGAAAUGACGCCUGCUGGGCAAGGAGCUAUCGCAUUCGCGAAGAAUGGUGUGUCGAUUUUCGGACCGUACAAUUCGAAUUGCUGCGACGCUACUUUUCAAGAAAUCCGCUCGAUGGACUAUUGCCUCGGUCAUCCUGCGAAUGGCAACUAUCAUUAUCACUACUUUUCCUACAAUACCCAAGGCGGACAGGGCUGUUUGAAUUCUUGCGCCGCUGGAGAAGUUUCCGACCUCGUUGGCGUAGCAAAAGAUGGCUUCCCAAUCUACGGGCCAAUGCAAUGGUGGUCCCCGUCCGAGGAGAAAAUAUACAUGGACGAAUCACUUUGCUCCGACUGCGAGCUUCGCCAGAUCCGAGAAUACCAGACUGACAUUUGCGGAGGAAUCGAAGUCGCUGAUGGCAGUGCUGAUGAUGGUACGAGAUAUCGAUACAUUGUCACUGGAACCUUUCCCUUCAAUUUACAGUGCUAUCGAGGCGAUAUCAGCCUCUCUCGAGCGCCGACAAAUUCUGGUGGAUGGAGAGAAUUUACUGUUAACAAUAGCUGCGGUGUUGACAAUACUGCGGAUGGAACAUGUGAGAUUAUGAACGAAGAAUUUCUGCAAGCUCUUGGUUGUUCCCCAGGAAACUGUCCUUACAAUCCGAAUAGUUUGAGAAAACUCAACUGGUGGCAGAGAUCGAAGACUCAUGUUGUCGAUGAUGUUUAUCAUCUUUGCGAGGGGUGCACUGAUGAAAAUUGUAUUACAUAUACAACGACUACUACAACUACCACACCAACAACAACCUCAACAACUACGACUUCAACGACAACAACGACAACUACUACCACCACUACGACGACGACUACCACUACGACCACUACUACGACAACAACCACGACAACCACUACGUCAACGACAACGACGACAACAACUACAACUACUACAACUACUACAACUACGACAUCUACGACGACAACAUCAACAACAACGACAUCAGGCACAACGACAACAACAACAUUGAUUCCGACAAGAAGGCAAAGAAACUCGACGGAAUUUGGCUUCCGAAGCGUAGAAGUCGAUCCAGAAGCCCCAAUCACGUGUUGGACCUGCAAAAGCGCGAGAAACUUUGCCAACUGUGAAAAUAUAGGCAAGCAAAAAAUUUGCAAAAAAGAUCAAGUCUGCCAACUGACCGUUCGAGAACGAAACGACAAUAAGGGAGUACGAAAGAUAAUCAGGGUCGAUACAGGAUGCAAGCAAAGAAAAGCUUGUAACAGAAAUCAUGCGAAUAAUUUCAAAGGAUGGAAGCAAGGAAAAGACCAGACACAAUGUCGACCUGAACACGAAUUCAUUCAUUCAGUCUGUCGUCAGUGCUGCGAUUAUAACAACUGCGUUCGAGAUCCAGAUUGGUGGUAUCCUCAAUCAAGAUUCGAAUGGGCUUGGAAGUAA